Messenger RNA from Schistocerca nitens (vagrant locust), 2317 nucleotides. Its product is annotated as zinc finger-containing ubiquitin peptidase 1-like. The record is from RefSeq and is a predicted model, not a curated record. The coding region runs from base 121 to 2115 and encodes 664 amino acids. NCBI's taxonomy places the organism in Eukaryota, Metazoa, Arthropoda, Insecta, Orthoptera, Acrididae. The transcript has 11 exons.
AUUAGUUAUUGGCGCGAUAUGGAAACUCAAAAUAGAAGAUUUGAAAAUACGCUAUGGUUAUUAUCGUGUAGGCUAGUGCGUUAUGAUUAACGUGAUGUCUGUACAUAGUAGAACGUGGUGAUGGCUUCAAAGAUGCCGGAAAUGACUUAUUCUUGUGAAAUAUGUGGAGUUGAAGGAUUAAAUGAAGAGGAGAUGCGUUCACAUAUGGUGGUGUACCAUUUAGAAGGUGCUGUUUCGUGUCCUUUUUGUGAUCUGGGUGAAGUGUCUGCAGAACAGUUGUUAAUGCACGUAAAUAGUGCUCAUUUGGACUAUUUAACCCCUGAACAAGAAUUGCUUGCAUUCAUUGAUGACGAAGAUAUUGAUGGUAGGGAUGACUCCUGUGUUCCUUCAAGACCUUUGCCUUGGGAACUUUAUCCUGAACCAGGUACUGACAGUGCCAGUAGCUGCUGGGAAAAUAACAUUAACAACAACAAUAACAACAAUAAUAAUUACUGUGGUGCAGGAAGGAGUACAGACCCUGAUCCAAGUCACAGCACUUGCACAGUGGCAUCCAGCAGCUCAGUUGCUGGCUCCGGUUCUCCCUUGCGUUCACAGUUAGCUUUAGAUCUACGAGCAAGUGCUUCACCUGGUCCAAACCCUGCUUGUAAAAAGUCCGUCCAACCACAACAGUGCCCCAUGUGUUCUUACACAAGUUUGGAUCCUCUGCAGCUUGAAGAACAUAUCAACAGGCAACAUUUUGAUCUGACGAGCCCAUCAUUCCCACCGGCAACACCACCUGGAUUGGAGGAAUCUGUGUACAGUUGUCCACUUUGUGUACGAACAUUUCAAAACAGUCCAGAUUUAGAACUGCAUGUAAACAUUGAACAUAAAGACAUUCUUAGCCCUGCAAAGCCACAGCAGCCUGUAAAUAGUGUGGAGAACUGGAGUGAUAGCUGUCCUGUAUGCUGUAUGACUAACUUCAAGAGCAAUCAGGAGAUGGUAGCCCAUAUUGAAGAACAUUUUAAUAAUAAGGGUUUGUCACCUAUUACUCCAGACAUGUCCUGUGAUCGGAUGUUGGCUCGAGAAAUAGAGAAGCGGGAAAGAGAAGUUCGCAGAUUACGUGAGCAACGAGAAUUUGAAAUGUUAAGGGCCCAAUAUGGAAUGGACAAUCAAGGGAACUUCAGAGAACAGAGUCUGACCAACAUGCAGAAAGCUGUGUAUGCAGGAGAAAUGUCUGUUUCUGAUUACUAUGAGAGACAAAUUGAACUUCGUGCAGCAGAAAGUAAUGGGGUUGAUGAUGGUAGCUCUUGCACAAAAGGUCUUGUUCCUAAGAUACGUGGUGUAAGUUCUUCUUCGGCAAAUGUAAUCAGAACAUAUAUGUGUACCACUGUUGACCAUUAUGCCUCCACCUAUGGUGAUAAAGGCUGGGGCUGUGGCUACAGAAAUAUGCAGAUGAUGCUGUCUUCAUUGCUGCAUCAUACAGGCUACAAUGAACAGCUGUAUAAGCCUUCUUUAGUUGGGGGUGGUCUCUAUGGGUUAGGUAACCGAUCCUGUGGUCUUGAGAUGCCUAGCCGUAGUGCCAUGCCAUCAAUCUCUCGUUUACAACAACAUAUUGAAUGGGCAUGGAGUCAGGGCUUUGAUCUCCAGGGGAGUGAACAGCUUGGUGGAAAACUCUUCAAUACACGAAAGUGGAUUGGAGCAACUGAAGUAGUCACAGUUCUUUCUUCCCUUAGGAUACGGUGUCAGCUAGUAGACUUUCAUCGACCAACAAGUGCUGAUGGAAGUCAUCCUGAACUAUUUGGCUGGGUUUUGGAAUACUUUCAGAAGAAUGAAGAAUUCAAACCACCACUCUAUCUUCAGCAUCAAGGCCACAGCCGUACUAUAGUAGGUGUGGAACAGCUGAAAGAUGGAGGAAUAAAUCUCUUAGUGUUUGACCCCAGCCAUACACCACACCAAAUGGCUCAGUUUCAAAACACAUCAACUGCAGUAUCAGGCAUGCGCCUUAUACGGAAAUCCUUAGCUUCAAUGAAAGCUCGCCAGUACCAACUAGUAGCAGUAUGUGGUAUAAUGGAUACGGAACAUGAAUAUCAGCAAAGUAAAAUUCUGCGAUCAGUACGAGUCCCCCAGGAUCGAUGAUAACACCUAUUUUAUUAGGACUGCACCAAGGGUGUUAAAUUUGGUUUUGUACAAAGUUGUUUCAUACAAACUCUAUGAUCUCAUCAUCCGGAAAUUUAGAAAUGAGACAUCUGACAGGGAUUAGUGAAAACAGUGAAUUAUGUGACAUGUUAGCGACAACAUCUGUGUACUUCCAGCGACUGCCAUUUGUAAAUAUCAUUUU